CACCCAAGCGGCCAUGCAUGGAUUAUGGAUUCACCCGACCGGCCGUUCACCGAGCAACCCCACACCCCUGGGCCCACGCCCAGUCUGGACGGCCUUGCUGGACGACGAUUCCAAUUAGCACCAACCUCACCCUCAACCGUCCUGCUGGAUGCACCCUCGUGUUUGCAGCGACGUUGACGGGCAAGCCAGCCACCGUCACAUGGUCACGUCUCACUCCACACCGCUCCCACCGCUGAAUCGCCAUUGAGACACAACCUGGCUCGCACGAAACUACCAUGUCCACUGCACGAAUCUCACCCUUCUACCGAGCCGUAUUCCUCUGGCUCGAGCCCCUCUCCAUCCUAACAGGCGCCGUCUACGCCCACUUUCUGCAACACACGUACCUAACCUUGACGCACUCUGCUACUGCACCGCCGACCAGCUCAAUCUUGGUACCCAUCUCGACUUCCAUUGUCCUAACCCAAUUAGCAAAUCUCUAUCUGGGGCUUGCCAUUUUGGAAGCUUCCAUUCUGCGCGCUUCUUCCGACGUCAAAGUGUGGAAGACUUUCAUCAUCGCCCUGCUGGUAGCCGACGUGGGCCACCUGUACUCGGUGCGCCUGGUGGGGACGUGGGUGUACUGGCAAUUCUGGCACUGGAACGCCAUUGACUGGGGGAAUGUAGGCGUUGUCUAUUUCCUGGCGGUGACGAGGAUUUGCAUGCUGAGUGGCAUCGGGUUCGGCGGCGACGAGGAGAGGAAAAAGCGAGGAUAGACGUCCGUCCAGGCUUUGCUUUCUCGGUGUAUGACAAUCGUCAACCCCAUGACAUCACGAGCCUUGCACCUCUCUUUUUUCUCGCCUACAGAUACCCAAACAGGACAUUGACAUUCCACCAUAACCCACCGAUCAGAUCACCAUGCCACAAACCUACCUCGCUACCCCAGAUCACUCCCUGCAUCCCACUCCUUGCACGCACAUCAUUUCAUGCCCAGUCGCUCUACCGCCUCCCAGGAUGCACUUCACCGCUCCCGCUCCCUCAACUUCCUCCCAUCCCACCAAACAAAGCAACCCCUUCCAAAUCCCCCCGUAGUCGCCCAAACCUCGCACAAACUCACCACCCACCCGCCGUUCACCCGCAACACAGCAGGCCUAGAAACCGGUAACCUAACCCUCCCAAGCAUGCAUGCACCUACCUACUGUAAUAAUAUGCAGCCCGCCGACCCCGA
This is a messenger RNA of Dothidotthia symphoricarpi CBS 119687, 1201 nucleotides long. RefSeq lists its product as uncharacterized. Bases 276 to 749 code for a protein of 157 amino acids. The record is from RefSeq and is a predicted model, not a curated record. The transcript has a single exon. Lineage: Eukaryota; Fungi; Ascomycota; Dothideomycetes; Pleosporales; Dothidotthiaceae.